Tinamus guttatus (white-throated tinamou) is the source of this 807-nucleotide messenger RNA. Its product is annotated as glutamine amidotransferase-like class 1 domain-containing protein 3, mitochondrial. Lineage: Eukaryota; Metazoa; Chordata; Aves; Tinamiformes; Tinamidae. The record is from RefSeq and is a predicted model, not a curated record.
GUGCUCUCUGGGGAAUCCUCUCACACUGGUGGUGGCCAUGGGAAAGAAAGUGGCUCUUGUGCUGGCUGGCUGCGGAGUAUACGAUGGGAGUGAGAUCCACGAGUCUUCUGCUGUCCUGGUGCAUCUCAGCAGGGAAGGGGCACAGGCAGAGGUUUAUGCUCCUGAUGUGGACCAGAUGCAUGUCGUGGACCAUACAAAAGGACAGCCAACUCAGGAGAAGCGCAAUGUGCUAGUUGAAAGUGCCAGAAUAGCCAGAGGCAACAUCAAGGAUCUAGCUAAGCUGGAUGUCAAGGGCCUGGAUGCCCUAAUCAUACCAGGUGGUUUUGGAGUGGCUAAAAACCUGAGUACUUGGGCCACCCAAGGGAAGAACUGCAUCAUCUCCAAAGAGGUGGAGGAUGUACUGAAGGCCUUCCAUGCUGCCAAAAAACCCAUUGGCUUGUGCUGCAUUUCCCCAGUACUGGCAGCCAAAAUCUUCCCAGGCUGUGAGCUGACUGUGGGGCAUGACACAGAAUGUGAGAAAUGGCCUUAUGCAAAGACAGCCGAGGCCAUGAAGGAACUCGGCUGCAAGCAUGUGAACAAACACGUCACUGAGAUUCAUGUGGACAUGAAGAACAAGCUGGUGACCACCAGUGCCUUCAUGUGCAAUGCCCCCAUUCAUGAGAUCUAUGAUGGUAUUGGAAAAAUGGUCAAAGAAGUGGUCAGACUUGCCUGAAUGCCACAAAGCUGAAGGAUCCAACUCUUCUGGAGUGUAGGCACUGAGCAUAAAAUAAUGUCUUUUCCCCUUUACACCCACAAGUCAAUAGGAAA